UGAGAAUAUAGGGACAGAGGAACUGAUCUCCUAUCUCUCCUCAGCCUACAAUUUGAUAUAAAUCAUUUCAGUUCCUUCUCAAGUGUCCCUCCUACCUUACCUCCAUGGCUGUUGCUGGGGACGAGGAGGUGUCUCAUAGCCAUGGCAUGCCUCCUGCUUCAACCGCGCAAAAUCAGAAGCUCGACGCAGGGGCGCUCUUCGUUCUCAAGUCCAAAGGUUCGUGGCUGCACUGCGGGUACCAUUUGACGACGUCGAUCGUUGCGCCGGCGCUGCUGAGUCUGCCGUUCGCGUUCGCGGCCCUGGGUUGGGUGGCCGGCGUGGUGUGCCUCGUGAUGGGCGCCGCCGUCACCUUCUACUCCUACAACCUCCUCUCCCUCGUCCUCGAGCACCACGCGCAGCUCGGCCGCCGCCAGAUCCGCUUCCGCGACAUGGCCCGGGACAUCCUCGGGCCACGUUGGGCUCGUUACUACAUUGGACCCGUCCAAUUUGCUGUCUGCUUCGGUGCGGUGGUUGGCCAAGUUCUCCUGGGUGGGCAGAGCAUGAAGACCAUUUACGUGAUCGCGAGACCGGAUGGGACGAUGAAGCUCUACGAAUUCGUGAUCAUAUUCGGGGCGUUCUUGCUGAUCCUGGCGAUGAUCCCCUCCUUCCACGCUCUCCGGCACAUCAAUCUCAUCUCGCUCGUGCUGUCCCUGGCUUACAGUGCCUGUGCUACUGCAGGCUCUAUUCAUGCAGGGCACUCUAGCAACGCUCCAAGAAGAGACUUCUCUCUCCCAAAUGAUAAUCAAGAUCGCAUCUUUGGAAUCUUCAAUGCCAUCGCCAUCAUCGCCACCACCUACGGCAACGGCAUCAUCCCGGAGAUCCAGGCGACAGCAGCUCCUCCAGUGACAGGGAAGAUGUUCAAAGGCCUUUGUCUCUGCUACACCGUCGUGGCGGUGACGUUCGUCAGCGUGGCGAUCUCCGGUUACUGGGCAUUUGGGAACAGAGCAGAAGGCUCCGUCACGUACAAUUUCAUGCUCGACGACGGCACCCUGCUGGUCCCCAAGUGGUUCCUCACGAUGACCUACGUCUUCAUCCUCUUGCAGCUGUCAGCAGUGGGAGUGGUGUACUUGCAGCCGACGAAUGAGGUGAUCGAAGGCCUGUUCGCAGACCCAACGAAGCCUCAGUACUCCACCCGCAACGUCGUGCCGCGGAUCAUCUUCCGCACGCUUUCCAUCGUAAUCGCAACCCUCAUCGCCGCCAUGCUUCCGUUUUUCGGCGACGUCAACUCGAUCAUCGGCGCGUUCGGUUUCCUGCCGCUCGACUUCGUCGUGCCAUCGAUUCUCUACAACCUGACCUUCAGUCCCUCGAAGAGAAGCUUCUUGUUUUGGCUCAACGCCGUCAUUGCUACUGUGUCGUCGGCGUUGGCGGUGCUCGGCUCCAUCUCGGCCGUCAGGCAGGUGGUGCUCGAUGCCAGAACGUACAAACUUUUUGCGGAUGUCUGACUACAUAGAGGAUGUACAAGUAAGUAAUAGCAGUGAACUCAUGGUCUUCAUCAUUCUUGUAACACUAGUGAUUGCAAACAUAGCUGCUACAAUAAAUAAAAACAAUUAUUCAGUUGGUUUCAA
Messenger RNA from Zingiber officinale, 1604 nucleotides. RefSeq names its product GABA transporter 1-like. Bases 105 to 1481 code for a protein of 458 amino acids. The transcript has 7 exons. NCBI's taxonomy places the organism in Eukaryota, Viridiplantae, Streptophyta, Magnoliopsida, Zingiberales, Zingiberaceae. The record is from RefSeq and is a predicted model, not a curated record. Gene Ontology annotation, cellular component: plasma membrane.